AUGUCACCGCCUGCCAUCAUCGCGCCGUCGAUUCUGUCGGCAGACUUCGGAGCGCUGGGCAAGGCCUGUUCAGACACAAUCUCCCAGGGCGCCGACUGGCUCCAUGUCGACAUCAUGGACGGCCACUUUGUGCCCAACAUGACCUUUGGCGCGCCCGUUGUCACCAAGAUCCGUUCACACGUCGACCGACCGACCACCGCCCACGGCAAGGGAACAUUCGACUGUCACAUGAUGAUCGCCGAGCCCAAGCGAUGGGUGCGCGACUUCAAGCAGGCUGGCUGCGACCUGUACUGCUUCCACUACGAAGCCGCCGUCUCGUCAACCGCGGCAGACUCACCCAGUGGGAAAUCGGACCAGAAGACAUCUCCAAAAGAGCUGGUCAAGUUCAUACAUAGCGAGGGUAUGCAGGCUGGUAUCGCAAUCAAGCCGAGCACACCGGUCGAUGUGCUGUGGGAGAUAAUGGAGAACCCAAACAAGGACGAGGUUCCGGAUAUGAUAUUGAUCAUGACUGUAGAGCCCGGCUUCGGUGGCCAGUCAUUCAUGGCGUCCGAGCUCCCCAAAGUCACCGCGCUUCGACAAAAGUACCCAGAGCUACAGAUCGAGGUCGACGGAGGUCUAAGCGAGAAGACCAUUGACCAAGCUGCUGAUGCUGGCGCUAAUGUCAUAGUUGCUGGCAGUGCUGUUUUCGGCGCUUCGGACCCUGGAGACGUUAUCAAGAAGCUCAGGGAAGCGGUCGAUAGCAGGAGAGGAAAACUAUAG
This is a messenger RNA of Alternaria ethzedia, 759 nucleotides long. RefSeq lists its product as uncharacterized. Gene Ontology annotation, cellular component: cytosol. Gene Ontology annotation, biological process: pentose-phosphate shunt; pentose-phosphate shunt, non-oxidative branch; carbohydrate metabolic process. The transcript is spliced from 3 exons. Gene Ontology annotation, molecular function: D-ribulose-phosphate 3-epimerase activity; metal ion binding. NCBI's taxonomy places the organism in Eukaryota, Fungi, Ascomycota, Dothideomycetes, Pleosporales, Pleosporaceae. Bases 1 to 759 code for a protein of 252 amino acids. The record is from RefSeq and is a predicted model, not a curated record.